AUGAAUCUAUCGUCGAACUUGCUUGGAACAGAACUUGCUUCAUGUGCUCAUAUGGAACAUUUUUCUUAUGCAUCCUCUUACAGUCAUCAUCUCAAAUCCCUCUUCGACCAACUAUCUAAUGUCGAGGCUCCUGUCUCUAAUGAACUUCUAAGUCUUCAAAUCAUCUCAGGCCUAACCAAUGCAUAUACUACUGUAGGCUCACAAAUUCGUCAUGGUGAUCCUCUUCCACCAUUUUACAAAGCACGCUCCAGGAUCAUCUUAGAAGAAACAGCCAGUGCAGAAAAGGCAGUCAACACCACUAACAAUGUUGCCUUCAUUGCCUCGCACAUUGAUGCAUCGGCUCCUACUUCUUCCAAUCGCGCCAUAUAG
This is a messenger RNA of Vicia villosa (hairy vetch), 369 nucleotides long. RefSeq lists its product as uncharacterized. Bases 1 to 369 code for a protein of 122 amino acids. The record is from RefSeq and is a predicted model, not a curated record. The transcript has a single exon. NCBI's taxonomy places the organism in Eukaryota, Viridiplantae, Streptophyta, Magnoliopsida, Fabales, Fabaceae.